CCGGGUACAAAAGGCGUCUCCGCGGGCGCACUCUCACUUUCACGCUUCCACGCAUUGCACGCGCAGGAUAACAGGGCGCCCACGUUGGACAGCGGCAGUCAUGAUACGGAACGAGGUCUUCUCCUGCUUUCUGUUCUACGCGGUCCUCCUGGUCAUCAAGAUGUACGUCAUAGCGAUAAUCACGGGACAAGUUCGGCUGCGUAAAAAGGCUUUCGCCAACCCCGAGGACGCGCUGAGACACGGAGGCUUACAGUAUCACAGAGAAGAUCCAUACGUGGAGAGAUGCCGCAGGGCUCACGUCAACGACAUGGAGAACAUCCUGCCCUUCCUCUUCCUCGGUGCCAUCUACUCCCUGACCGGACCUUCGCUGGCCGUGGCCCGCCUCCACUUCCUGGUCUUCUUUGUGGGCCGCGUGGUCCACUCGGUGGCCUACCUGCUGGCCCUGCGGGCUCCGACCCGCUCGGUGGCGUACAGCGUGGCUCAGAUACCCUGCGUCUCCAUGGCCCUGCAGAUCCUCGUGGCAGUGGCGGCGUACGCGUGAACAUCCAGAUGUGGAAUCAGGAGGAGGAGGAGGAGGAUACUCGUGAGGCCUCUCUGGAGCAAGAACACAAAAUAUUAGAAUGUCAGCGAGAGUGCAAUAGACUUUUGUCAGUAUUUUUGUUGUUUGUUGGUCAUUUACAAAUGUGACAAUAUGUUAAAGUUCAUUGAAGUCUGCGUCUUGCGCUGUACUGAGAUGUAAAUGAAGGUCGUUGCUCAUUUAGUCUUUUUUCAUUUAUCAGAAGCUCCUCUGAAACACCAUGUUGGCCACAGAUCCAUUAUUGUAUUUACACACAACACCCACCAGCAUUCAUGUGGUGUUAAAUCUUCCACAGCAUCAUCCGUUUCCUGUGUGGACAGUCCUGUUAUGUUAACAUUUAUUAGUUGGGCAUGAAAAUGCACAAAAACAGUCUCAGGUUCCUUUUAAGGAAGAGCGAACAAAUGUUCUGAUAGGUGAUGUUUGACUUUUUAUUAUUACAGACCUGUUUUUCAGUUCAUUGAAACAAUAAUUUAUUACGCAACUUAAUGUAUAAAAGAUUUCUUUGACUCAAUGUGUACAUUUUUGUAGACAAUAAAACAAUGUGCAUUUGAGCACGAGGGG
Molecule: messenger RNA, 1138 nt
Organism: Betta splendens (Siamese fighting fish)
Lineage: Eukaryota; Metazoa; Chordata; Actinopteri; Anabantiformes; Osphronemidae
Gene: ptges
Product: prostaglandin E synthase
Exons: 3
Coding region: 101-541 (146 amino acids)
Biological process (GO): prostaglandin biosynthetic process
Cellular component (GO): membrane
Molecular function (GO): prostaglandin-E synthase activity
Source: RefSeq, a predicted model, not a curated record